Molecule: messenger RNA, 1902 nt
Organism: Rodentolepis nana
Lineage: Eukaryota; Metazoa; Platyhelminthes; Cestoda; Cyclophyllidea; Hymenolepididae
Source: the annotation of a GenBank genome assembly
AUGCUUAAUCGCUUGUUGGUACCUUCAAUUGGAUGGAAAGUUCCAAAAAUUGUUGAGAAGCAUUUACAUAGCGAUAUACUUUCCCGUCAACUCUUUCGAGUUGUUUCGUCAUCUCAUAUCAUAAAAAUUCCGCACGCUAGAUUAGUAGGAGUUCGCAAAUAUAAGGAGUCUAGUAUUCGUCACUUAUUCGGCUCCCCAGAACCCACGAGUAAACUAAAGUCAAUUUCCUCCAAAGAUGACUUAAACGAUUUGCUCAAGGAUUACAGUCCUACGAUCCAACUUCAAAUAGUCGAAGCCUAUAGACGUGGUAUUCAAUCAGUUGGUGGAAGUGCAACUCAGAAGAAAACGAGUACGAUUCAAUCAGUCACCACGAUCAUUCUCAGAAUCGUUUCCAUUGGCCUCGGCGUCAUUUUGAUUCUAUUCUUGAUCAAAGCUCCGGAACGUGGUCUUAAUGGAUCUUUUUCUAAAAUGUUUGAUUCGUCCAUCGCUGAAUUCGCGGAUAACAUCGAUGUUAAAUUUUCAGAUGUUCAGGGCUGUGAUGAAGUGAAGAAAGAGCUGGAGGAUAUUGUGGAGUUUCUGCGCAAACCAGAUAAGUUUGUUAAACUAGGUGCCAAAUUGCCUCGUGGGGUACUUCUUGUGGGACCCCCCGGUGUUGGAAAGACUCUACUUGCUCGUGCAGUAGCUGGAGAGGCUCAGGCAAGUUUUCUUUAUUCAUUUUCUAUCAAAAAUGUACCCUUCCUCCACGUCACUGGAAGCAACUUUGAGGAGAUGUUUGUAGGAAUGGGCGCUUCUCGCGUUCGUCAGUUGUUCGCUGCCGCCAAAGAGCACGCUCCCUGUUUGGUAUUCAUUGACGAAAUCGAUUCUGUUGGUCGCACACGAACCUCCUCGCCUCUACAUCCAUACUCCAAUCAGACUAUUAACCAGUUACUUGCUGAAAUGGAUGGUUUUUCUCCCUCUGAGGGCAUCAUCGUCCUUGGAGCAACCAAUCAACGUGAAGAUUUAGAUAAGGCUCUCAUGAGACCGGGUCGUUUCGAUUUUCAAGUCCAUGUGUCACCUCCUACUUAUGAAGGACGGGUGGCUCUGUUCAAGCUCUACCUCUCCAAAGUCUCAGCCUCCAAUGAUGUGCAGAUUGAGAAACUGGCGUUGAGCACAGUGGGUUACACUGGUGCAGAGAUUCAGAAUCUCGUCAAUCAGGCGGCAAUUUCUGCGGGUUUGAAAAACGAUAAGGAAGUCACUAUGGCCCAUCUCUGGGAUGCGCGCGAUCGACUCCUUAUGGGCCCCGCACGACGUCGUUCCGCCGAUGCCGAGAGCAACAAGAUCGCUGCUUAUCAUGAGGCUGGGCAUGCGCUCAUGUCGAUCUACACGAAGGAUAGUGAUCCUGUUCACAAGGUAACGAUCAUUCCCCGUGGUGAGUCGGGUGGCCACACAAGUUUCAUUCAAGACAAAGACCGGGAUUACAUAACUCGCACUCAACUACUCGCCAAAUUGGACGUAUCUAUGGGAGGUCGAGUUGGUGAAGAAUUGCUCUUGGGAGAAGAACGAGUCACCACUGGUGCCAGUUCAGAUUUCAGUAAAUUGGGACCACGUGUCUACAGAUCCGAGAGGGACGGAGAACUCAGUCAAGCAACACGCGAUAUCAUAGACAAGGAGGUCGACGAACUUCUCAAUAGUUCUCUCAACCGUGCCCGCGACAUUCUCACGAAACACCGCAAGGAACUUCAACUCUUGGCAGAGGCCUUACUCUUCUAUGAGACUCUCAGUUUGGAUCAGAUCAAGGAUGUUAUUGCUGGAAGGAUGAAGCCCCAAGGAAGCCAUCCUGUUGGUCAGGAACCCAAAAUUCCUUCUUUAUCGCCUGUGACGAAACCGCAACCUGCCGCUUGUGAACAUUGUGGUGAUUUAUAG